ACAAGAGCGGUGCCCUUAAAGACAGAAGAUGAAAACGCCGUGGACUCAGGAGCGGAAACCGCGGAAUCGGACUCCAGCAGGAUGUCAACAUCAGGCAUUGAGCUCAUCAGCAGGCGUCUCCGUCAGCAGCAGCAGCAUCAGCAGCGUGUCCUCGUUAUGAACUUGCAUCUCUUGGCCAAUCCCGGAGACUCUCUGCUGCUGCAGCACAGUCUGGAUCGUCUUCUCCGCUGGCUCUGCCCGAGCCUUCACAUCUUCCAUGUGUCUGAGAGGGCUUCACCUCAUCGAGGAUGUUCUCACCUCUGCCCCGUAGCUGGCUACCCUUCUGUGGCCAUCACUUUCUUUCUCCAUGAGGCUUACGGAGAAGAGCGGAUCCUCAAAGUCCUGGACUUCUUCCAGCGGCCGCCCUGGCAGUACAACCAUACGGAGAGCUGCAGCAGCAGGACGGGCGGGAUCCACAUUUCUUCCAGCAGCUCGCCCAUGAAUGCCCUGCUGCGGCCAUACCUCCUCCCCAGCCGAGACUUCUAUAGCCUGGGUGCGGGGAUGCCCGUUUGGGGGGUCCGACCCGUGCACUGCGGUGGCGAGAUCCUCCGUGUGACGCUGUACAGCGGCUACGACAACUACGAGGAUGCCGUACGCUUCUACGAGACGGUGCUGCAGCAACAGGCAGAGGAGCAGAAGACCGGUUUCUGCUGGUUUACGUUGCAUACUGAACCUGGUCUUUGCCUGCAGCUCGCAUUGAAACAGUUGUCAGCGGGCGUCCGAGUGGAGCCGUGUAGCUCCGCUGUGCUGCAGUUUAGCGUGGACGAAAUCGGCCAGCUUGUCCCUCUGAUGCCCAACCCGUGUACUCCAAUCAGCAAUUCACGCUGGCAGACCGAAGACCUGGAUGGAAACAAGGUUCUCUUCCAGGUGAAGACCCCAGCUCAACCUCAGCGACCUCUGACCUGUGCCUUCCCACUGAGCUGCCCCGCUGUGUCUCCUCGAGCAAUGCAGCUGAAGACAACAGGCCACGCCCCGUGCAAGUCACCCAGUAACCUCAUUGGUCCUCCAGGCUGGCCCAAUCACAGACAGGGACUCAGAUCUCGCAGUGAGCCGACUCUGGAGAAGCUCCACAUCGGCCGAGGUGGCGCCGAGAGCCAAGGCUCGGGUAGCUGCUGCAGCACUCCUCCUGGUAGCUCUUGCUACUCAUCCCAGCGCAGCAGCCCCGCCCCGCCUCCAGCCGCCAAUCAGCCCGACUCCCCUCUGCGGCCCUCCAUCACCCGGUCGCUUUCCCAGCUACUGCUGGAGGAGGAGGACGAGGACGGGGAAACCAACGUGGACACGGGAAUCGCUGUGUCACCUCGCUCGGACAUAACGGUCAAGGCCGCGAUGACGCGGUCUUCUUCUGUGGAGCUUUUGAACUCAAGGUUUGGAGCCUCGGCCAAGGAAGCGAGCCCCCCCGGUUGCUCCGAGGAUGCGACACGCACGGCUGGACUUAGAUGCUGCAACAUACAGACCGACAGGACCGGGACGCCGUCAUCACGCACAAACAUCGAGGAACAAGUGGAUGAGUUCUUUAUCUAAGGAGACCAUCUGAGGUUUAACACAAGGCAGGAAAAGGACCCUCGGGUAACAUGUUCCACUUUUAACUACUCGUAUUCCGUAACCAGGAGAUGCCACGCAAACAGGCUUGUGUAAAAUUCCACAUUUGGAAUUUCAGUUCAUCUCACUUGAAGAAUUAGAAUUUGAAAUGAAUUGGCUGCACCACACAGGAAGUACAGGAAGUGGAUUCAUAGCAAUUCAGAGAACGUCCUUAUCGCUAAGUAACAGGAAGAAUGUUAUCUUCAUCAUUUGAAGGUUAGAAUACAUCAAUGAACUCCUGUACUUAAAAUAAAAAUUGCAAUUUCAUAAUUUUAAUUUCAUUCAUUCAUUUUCUACCGCUUUUCCUCAUGAGGGUCACAGGAG
This is a messenger RNA of Doryrhamphus excisus (bluestripe pipefish), 1941 nucleotides long. RefSeq names its product family with sequence similarity 124B (gene fam124b). The record is from RefSeq and is a predicted model, not a curated record. Gene Ontology annotation, cellular component: nucleoplasm. Lineage: Eukaryota; Metazoa; Chordata; Actinopteri; Syngnathiformes; Syngnathidae.